Messenger RNA from Trichoplusia ni (cabbage looper), 1236 nucleotides. Its product is annotated as ornithine carbamoyltransferase, mitochondrial-like. The record is from RefSeq and is a predicted model, not a curated record. The coding region runs from base 70 to 1095 and encodes 341 amino acids. Gene Ontology annotation, biological process: L-citrulline biosynthetic process. Lineage: Eukaryota; Metazoa; Arthropoda; Insecta; Lepidoptera; Noctuidae. Gene Ontology annotation, molecular function: amino acid binding; ornithine carbamoyltransferase activity. Gene Ontology annotation, cellular component: mitochondrion. The transcript has 7 exons.
GUCAAAAAUAAUAAACAUUAGGCACUGCCAAUAAAAAUUAAAUGUAAAAAUUGUUUGCUAGUAUCAAAAAUGUCGAAACAUUUGAUGAAAUCAAAUUUUUACAAUGUUUUCCCACCAUUAAAUUUACAAAAAUUCUUAGUUUUUAUACAAAGACGAUUUGAAGCUACACAAUGUUGUGAUGGCCCCAAAGAUAAAGAUACAAAGCAUCUAAUAUGUUUUAAACAAUGGAACCCAAAAAUGGUUAAUGACAUCCUAGCAAGUGCCAUAAAUUUGAAGACCAUGUAUGGAGAUACGCACAAUAAGAGAAUGCCAAUACUACCUUAUACUAAAGUGAUGCUUCUACAAGAAGUUAACGAGCCCAUUCUGAACCUGGCUGUGUCGAAGGCAACAUCAUUCUUGGGCGCAGUUGAAGUUAAUAUAACGGAUGGAUUGAUUUGGGAUAAGGAUUAUCAUGGCAAAAUAUUCUCUGAAAUGGCAGACGUGAUUUUCGCGUUCACAAAAACACACGCUUGUAUCAAACGUUUCGCGGGAAGAUCAACUGUGCCUGUCAUCUGCGCGAUAUCCAGGACCCAUGCUAGUUUGCAGGCCUUGUCAACUAUAAUGUCUAUCAUGGAAGAAUUCGGGUCAAUUAAGGGAUUAAAUUUAGCGUACGUUGGUGCUCCGCAUCCCGUUCUCAACUCAUACUUGCUCCUGUGUCCUAUGCUCGGAGCUAAUAUCAAGUUCAAGUGUUGUUGUCCGAAUUGUCCAGUAAGUCCUCUCCUUCUCCAUGCCAGUAAAGAAAUGACGGCAAAAACAGCCACGCAAUCGAUACAGUGUUUAAAAAGGAAGCAAGCGUUGCAUAAAGCAUGUAUCGUCAUAUCUGGCCCCACUCCACCGAAUAAGGAUAAAAUAAAAGAAUUUACUUUGACUGUUGAAGACAUAUCAAAGUGCACGGAUUUCCGUUGGAUAUUCUACCACACUUGCCCAAGAGCUGAGGAAGUGGACGACGAGUUAUUCUGGGGCACCCAUUCGAGGACUUUUAACGCGUUUGUCAAUAUGCAGUACAUUGCCGCCGCGUUGAUGGCCAAAGCUGUACGUGACUUGACGUUUUGUUGACCGAAAUUAGUAAGAAUAUAAACCAGAGUUUUUCGCGGUUGGUUAAAGAAUUUUGUCUGGUAAUGUAAGUGUUAACAUGUUGAUGUCUAAAUUUUGUCAUUUCUGUUGUAUUCUUAUUGUUGUAAUAAAGAAUAUUUACGU